Molecule: messenger RNA, 936 nt
Organism: Echinops telfairi (small Madagascar hedgehog)
Lineage: Eukaryota; Metazoa; Chordata; Mammalia; Afrosoricida; Tenrecidae
Product: olfactory receptor 2H2-like
Exons: 1
Coding region: 1-936 (311 amino acids)
Biological process (GO): G protein-coupled receptor signaling pathway
Cellular component (GO): membrane
Molecular function (GO): olfactory receptor activity; G protein-coupled receptor activity
Source: RefSeq, a predicted model, not a curated record
AUGGUCAACCAGAGCUCCCCAGUGGGCUUUCUCCUUCUGGGCUUCUCUGAACAUCCAGGACUUGAAAAGAUUCUCUUUGGGAUUGUCUUGACUUCUUACUUCCUGACGCUGGUGGGCAACUCCCUCAUCAUCCUGCUCUCUGUGCUGGACUCCAGGCUCCACUCCCCGAUGUACUUCUUCCUCUGCAACCUCUCCUUCUUGGAUCUCUGCUUCACCACGAGUUGUGUUCCCCAGAUGCUCUUCAACCUCUGGGGUCCCAAAACCAUCAGCUUCCUUGGCUGCUUUGUGCAGCUCUUCAUCUUCCUCUCUCUGGGGGCCACGGAAUGCAUUCUCCUGACUCUGAUGGCUUUUGACCGCUUUGUGGCGGUCUGCCAGCCUCUCCGAUAUGCCACCAUCAUCCACCCCCGCCUGUGCCGGCAGCUGGCGGCUACAGCCUGGGUCAUUGGCUUGGUAGAGUCAGUGAUCCAGACCCAUUCCACGCUCCACCUGCCUUUCUGCCCCCACCGGCAGAUAGAUGACUUUGUGUGUGAGGUCCCAGCUCUAAUUCGACUCGCCUGUGGAGACACCACCUACAAUGAGAUCCAGAUGGCCGUUGCCAGUGUCCUCAUCUUGGUGGUGCCUCGCACACUCAUCCUUGUCUCUUAUGGUGCCAUUGCCCGGGCGGUGAUGAGAAUUAACUCAGCAAAGGGGAGGAGGAAGGCUUUUGGGACCUGCUCUUCCCAUCUCAUUGUGGUGACCCUCUUCUACAGCUCAGUCAUUGCCGUCUACCUCCAGCCCAAAAGUCCCUAUGCCCAAGAGAGGGCCAAGUUCUUUGGCCUAUUUUACACGGUAGGCACUCCUUCACUCAACCCUCUCAUCUACACUCUAAGGAACAAGGAGGUCAAGAUGGCAUUGAUGAGGUUGCUGCGGAAGGAUGUGGACCCCAGAUCAAGAUGA